This is a messenger RNA of Penaeus vannamei (Pacific white shrimp), 1853 nucleotides long. The record is from RefSeq and is a predicted model, not a curated record. NCBI's taxonomy places the organism in Eukaryota, Metazoa, Arthropoda, Malacostraca, Decapoda, Penaeidae.
CAGCCUCCACCAACCUCUGUCCGGCUGCCUCCCUCUCUCUCCCUCUCUCCUCCUCUUUCUCGCUUUUUUUUCAUUCAUAGCGUUUGUGUCGCUCCGGGGAGAUUUAUGAAUGGCCGACACGGCAGAGAAACCGAAGGCGGAGACGCCGCAGCAGGAAGCGAGGCCGCAGGACCUGAUUGAGCGGCGGCACGUGGAGGCGGCGCUGGCGAAGGACAAGGGCCCCGACGCUCGCCUCGUGUCCUGGGCCGUCAAGGACUUCACGCAGAAGGGCGACAACAUGGCCACGUGCGUCACGAGCGUUGAAGUGACGUACUCGACGGACGCCGCCGAGGACCGCCGCGUGUCCUACGUCGUCAAGCUCAAUCCGCAGCGAAAGGUGGAAGGGAUGAACAUGAUCAGUGACAUCAUGGAGAAGGAGAUCAACUUCUACACGGACAUCUUGCCGGACCUCAACGGCGCCCUGGAGCGCGUGGGCGUGAGCAGGCUGCGGGUCCCCACGUUCCUCUUCGCACAGGGCGCCGCCGGAAGCGAAAUGAUCUUCUUCGAGGACCUUCGCGCCCGAGGAUUCAAGAUGGCGGACCGGAAGUUGGGCCUGGACGCCGCGCACGCGCACCUGGUCUUCAAGGAGCUGGCGAGGUUACACGCAGCUUCAGAUAUCCUGAAGAAGUCGUAUGGAGAUCCGACUGAGCGACAUCCGCUCCUCAAGAAGGACUGGAUAUCGAGCACGGGAGAAGAGCGGGAUUUUAUGCAGAAGAUAAUGACAAACAAUCUGGAGGGAGCAGUGAAGCUGCUGAGCAAAAUCCAAGGCUAUGAUAACAUCCUGCAGUGGACUAUUCAGAACCAGCCAAGGAACAUGGACUUAUUUGAAAGCCAACUCGCGGCGGAACCUCCUUUUCAGGUCAUUUGUCACGGAGACUGUUGGAGCAAUAACUUUCUGUUUAGGUACGACGACUCGGGCGCGCCGGUGGAGGUGAUGCUGCUCGACCUGCAAGUGACCCGCUUCGCCUCGCUCGCCACUGACAUCAACUACUUCUGCUUCUCGGGCAUAAACGGCCCACUUAUAAGCAGCAACGUGCAGGACUUCCUCGCGGCCUACCACGCGUCCUUCAGCCAAGUGACGGAGGCAGCCGGUCACCGCGUCCCUUUCAGCCUGGAGGAGCUUCGACAGGAGUUCCGAGACAAGCAUGUUUUCGGGCUGUUGAUCAGCCUCAUGGCCAUUCCUUUUAUCGUCAUGAGUUCAGACGAUAUGCCCGAGGCCGACGACUUCUUUAGCGGCGAAGAGAAUGAUAAAAUCCAGCAGAAGAUCCUGGACUCGCUGGACUCGAACCCCUUGCUGCGGCCGCGCUUCUUGUCCGUCCUCGACUACAUGACCGAAGCGGGGGUCGUCGACUGAGUUCGAAGCGGCGUUUCAGGGAGGCUCGCCACGGACCUCGUGCAAGAGCGGAGCCUUUGUGAACCGAAGAAUGAAGGGUCUUCCUUUACCUACUAAUUUUGUAAACGAAGUCAUACACAUAAACACAAAAUCAGGCAAUAUUUAUCCGUGUUUCCAUCAAGAUUCGAAUCGUAAGUCUCAGGUUUACAAACCAUGUCUCCAUUCUUUGGAAAUUGUGCAAUGGAAUUUUGUUUCUGAGGGUAGUAGUGUAAUGUUUCAGUUUACUGAAUGGUCUUUCAUCAAUGAUGAAUAAGUUUUGUGAAAAAAAAACGUGUAAAUGGAAGAUAUAAUUACAAAAGGCGAUUCGACUUCACGCAGUCGUGUGCAAAGGAAUUCAGUUCAGUAUCGUAUCUAAUUUGUACUUUGUACUUUUGUAUGUGUUAGAGAAAAAAAUAUAUAGCAUAAAAGUAGUUAUUAAAAA